This is a messenger RNA of Aspergillus pseudoviridinutans, 753 nucleotides long. RefSeq lists its product as uncharacterized. Lineage: Eukaryota; Fungi; Ascomycota; Eurotiomycetes; Eurotiales; Aspergillaceae. The transcript has 2 exons. The record is from RefSeq and is a predicted model, not a curated record. Bases 1 to 753 code for a protein of 250 amino acids.
AUGGACUUGACUCGGAAAGUCUGGAUUCAGGAGGGUCCUUAUUUUAUGAAACACUAUUCUCAUGCCCUUUCUUCUUACAAGGAUUCAAUGAAGACAGAUUUUUGGCACGCGAUCGAGUCGACUCCAUUUCGCCUCCUCGACCUCCCCUUCGAAAUUCGCAGCGAAAUCUUCUGCAGGGCUAUUUCGAGCACCGAUAAUUACUGGCUAGACCGCGAAGUCAUCAUUUUUGGAGAAUCGUUAAAGUCGACAUAUUAUAUCCGUGGCCGCACCGUCUGGCGAGGCUCAAAUGGCGUGUACAUGAAUCUUCUAACCACGAGCCAACAGAUCUGUGACGAGGUGCAGCAGGCCCUUUUCAGCCGUUUUGCGUUCGACGCUCUUGGAUGGGGCUACACUUUGAGAUACUCUGACCCUUCAAAAACGCCCAACCAUCUCCCCAAGCAUCGCAUCAUGCACAUCGCCUAUACUCCGUACUUCACCGAAUACAUGCGUGAGCAUCGCCAGAGCGUUGAUCUCAUUCUCUCCGGGCUUCCUUUGCUUAUGGCGGUGGCACGCCUGUUUCGGCAAGUUGGAAAGGUUGCGGUUGUCGGCCAGUCCUUGAUGGGUGAGCUGCAGCAGCAGUUGGUGAUGGAGGCAAGGAAAGAGCUAGAGGAUGAACCGUGGUAUUGGGAGCUUGACCUGGAUUAUCUCUUUUCAUGCCUUUUCUCACCAGUACUGUUGAAGAGCAUCUCUAAGCCAGGGAGGGUGAUUUCAUGA